GUUGGUGAUGUCGAAUGCCCUUUUCAUUGGCGGGGGAGCUGUGUGGCAUGCAUCGGGCCCUCAUACCUCCGGGUUGCCUGUUUCCGCUACCGAGGAAGGAGACGCCCGAGGUGGUUGUGUCCUACUGCAUUCCCUACCGGGUUGGGAGCUGCCCCCUCCUGUCCGUGCUGCCCUCCAGUGUUCGCUUCCGUGAAGACAAACUGGACUGCGUUAGUCUGCGGCUACUCGGACAGUUUACGACUCUAUUCUUGGGCACCAGUUUGAUUGAAGCCUACUUGAAGCAGGUGGGCACCACAUACUGCCAGAGCAAGAGGUUGAAGAUAUCCAUGAAUACACCAGCCAGUCGGUCAGCACAAGUCUUCAGUACUCAGCCAGGAAGAACUGCGUUCAGAUCGGUCAAAAGUAAUUUUCUGUUCAAGAAUAUGAAGGAACAAAAUUCAAAUCAACUAACGUUUGAUUUUGUGGCACUCUGUCUGGAAGAUUUGGGGCCACUAUAUCAAAAUUGGUUUGAAGAACUAACUUUGUCAGCUUGUUCUGGCCAGUUUAAACAACCUGGAGCUGAUGUUCAAAUUGCUACAUCUGGUCACAAUAAUGAUUACUUCAAAACACCAUGGCAGAAACAGAAUUUACAUAGUCAACUAGAACGCACUCCAUUAAUCUUCAGUGGUUUCCCUUUAAUAACUUCUUCAGUAUGCACAUCUGAACAAAGGAAUGAAAAAAGUAAGAUGAAGCCAGAAAAUAGUUCUGCUUUGAUACAAAGAGCUGCACCUCCAAAUCAGGGAAGCCAACAUAAAACCUCAAGUCCUGUCUGUGAUGUUUCUAUAAUGAAAAGCCCUGCCGUAUUGAACAGUACUUGCAGGACUCCACAGCAUAUCCAUGUCACUCAAGAUGAUAGAAGUUUGUUUUUCGGUUCUCCGGUAGCAAGUAAGGUCAUGUCAGAACAGAUUUUAGAAAGCCUUGGAGCUGAGAUGGAUCCAGACAUGUCUUGGACUAGUUCAUUAGCAACUCCUCCAUCAUUAACUCCAACUGUUAUUAUUUGUAAAGCCAAGGAAAGUGAAUUGCUUCAAGACAAGGUUAAAGAAGUACAAAUGCCUCUGUUUUUACACAGUAACUUAAACAAGGAGUGUAAUGCAUCUGGUUUUGGACAAUGCAUGCUACCUGUAACUGGGGAGGAGGAAAAUGAAGAAAUUGAAGAGGUUAAUCAGAGUUGUAAUCUCACCAUUUGCAGAAAAAACAAAGAUGGUGCUUCUCAUGAAAAUAUUUUGUGCGUUGAUUUCAACGAGACCAGUGGGAAACGUGUGGAAGCAAAACAAAGUUUACAAGAUGGAAGUCUGCUUUUGGACAGAUCUGACAAAAUAGAAGAUGACACAACAUAUCAGUAUCUUAAAGAUGAAGCUGUUGAUAAGCUAUCACGUACUUUUAAUAAUGACAGUUGUUGGGAUAAUUUUGUGACGCCAUUGAACAGAACUUCUCAAAACAAGAAGCGUAGAAUCUUUGCCACAGCUUGUCGUACAGUGGCUGAAAGAUUAAGCAUGGAAUCUGAAAUGAUGAUGACUAAUAGUUUUGAUGUACAAGGUAAAGAUGCAGAGGAGAAGAGUGCACCUGCAGUUAUUAAUUAUGUUCAAGCAGAGAAGGUAAAUGUGUCUGACAAUACUGUUAAACAGCAUAAUGGGAAAUCUGAUUUUGAACCUUUAGCUGAUAAAAAACAAAGUUCUGUGCAUCAUGAUGUCGGUGAAAUCAAAUUUAAAGACAAAAAUUCUCUUGGUCAUUUUGACAAUAUGUGUAUUACACCAUUUUCUGACCAGUUAUCAACAAAUGUAAUAACCAGCACAUCAGUUGUAAUUCACACACUGUCAUCUCAUCCUUCCUGCAGGGUUUUACAUAAAACAGAACAAUUUUGCCCUGAUCCUGAAAACUGUAACAGAACUUUGAAGAAUCAGUCCAGUGCCUCUGAACUUCAAGUAAAACAAAAUAUAGAAACAGUAUCAAUUUGUUUGAGCCAAGAGCAACAUUUUGAGAGAAGUCUUGUUGUGGAAAAGGAGUUGUUAAAUGCAAAUCAAAGAUCUGACUUGCAUAAUUUAUUAGGAAGUGAAAAGGGGAAGUGCUCUGAAACAAAUCUUCACAUUCAGAAUAGAAAAAUUGCAGUGUUGGCAUCCACCUUGAAGACUAGAAAAUUGAAAGCUGCCAUCAGUGAUGCGUUCUUGGUUUCUUCAACUAUAUUGCCUGAAUAUGAACUAGGUUGCAAAGACAACAUACCUGCAAAAGCCGGGAAAGUACAACAUAAUUUGUCCAGUUCUGCUCCAUAUGGUCUUGGAAUGCAUUGGAACAAAUCAUCUGAGUCAUCAAGUAAUUUGCACAACAAAACAAGAACAGAUCUUCCUGCAUCUGUUACGAAAACAGAACUGCAUAAGCUAGCUGAAAUAACCCAGUCUUCACACAACAUUGAACCAUAUAAAGAAGAGAACACUGAUAGAACAGAAUUGAAAUCUGGAGGUCCUGGAGCAGAUUUAAACUCUGUAAUGAAAAAGGAAAUUUGUGCAGUGUUGGAAAGCACCAAGAACCUGAUACCUGAGCCUUAUAAUUAUGGAUCUUCCAACAGAGAUCUUCCAGAGCAUUGCACAGAAAGCUCCUCACAAGAGAAAUUAUGCAAAAAGAUUAAAAAUGACAAUCUAGAAGCAAGUUCUGCACAGGCAGUCAUCCUUAAGUUAGUCACUUCAAGAAAUACAUUUGAGAAUCAAGGCAAUUGUCCAAUCUCCUCAAUUAAUCCAGAAAUUAAAACUAAGUCUCCAGAGCCCCAGAUUAGCAUGGAAGUGGUAAAUCAGUCAUCAUCAACUUUGACAAAAGUGCACACUUUUGAUUCCUUUGUACCUUUAGCACAGAAAAAUAUGGAUGGUGACUACAAAUAUUUGACAGCUAGUCAAGCAGAAGAUGUGAGCAAACUUUUUACUAUGUUGGAGGACACCAAUAGCCAAUUUGAAUUUACACAGUUUGGAAAGGAGUCUGCAGUCAGUGAUGUGGACAAGAGUACCCACUUGCUCAUUGAGCAAUUAGAUUGUACUCAUCCAUCUGCUUUGGAUAAGAAACAGGAUGUUAAUUCUUCAAUAGAAUUGAAUAAUAAGCUUUGUAACUCACAACCACCAACAAAGUUUUCAGAAACCCUGAUUAGUUCUGAAAUCUAUCAGCAGACCACAGAAGAAAUGGACAAAACCAUACCAAAUAAACUUGUUGCUUCCUUUGGCUUUAUCGGUAAAAAUAAAGAAAUUACAGCUUUUACAGUACCAAACUUCCACAUAAAUUCAUUGGACAGUGUUAAAAUUCAUACAGACACAAUGUUUAAUAGUGUAAAUCCACCUCUGAGAGAUAAAGUGAAUUUUAAAGGUUUUUGUACAGCAAGUGGGAGUGCAAUCAAGCCCUCUGCUGAGAGUUUGAGAAAAGCAGAAAAUAUUUUCGGGGAUAUUGGCAAUGACUUUGAUAAAACUAAUGUUCAAGUACUUGAAACUGAUGCUUUAAGUUACUUAUUAAGCAAUUCUGUUAGUGGGUCUAAAGAGAUAACUGAAGAUAGAUUAGGUGAUAUAGAGACUGUAAAAAGCAGUGAGUCAAAUCUGCUGCAUCCACCUCUCUUCAAUUUAAGCAGUAAAAAUAGUCAGGAUAGCAUUUUGCAAAAUGAGAAGAUAGUGAAUAGUGAUAGAAAAGAUGAUUUUCAGAUAGAUGGCACUGGGUCUGCCAACAUACUGGAAGAUGCUUCUCUACAAGAAGCAAUGUACUUAUCCACGAAGCACAGUGUCUUGGAAAAGUCUGAUAGCAUAGGUGUUGUGAAACGUGGUAGAAUGAAAAACACAGUUUGGGAAAAGUAUAUCCAUCAAUCUGAUUGUAGUAGUGCAAAAGAAAGAGAAGAUAUGGAAUUUGGUAGUAAGGUAGAAUUAUCUGAUGAUCACUUAUUGUCCAGACCUUCUGCUAGCCACAUUAGGUCUUCAGAUAAAGCUAUAAAUAUUGAGGAGAGUAAUGAUCUUGCACGUUUCCAGAUUGCCAAUGGUAGGGGAGUCAGUGUCCCCAAAACUGACCUGCUUAAGACCAAAGACUGCUGCAAUGAAAAUUUGCAAAAGCCCAAGCUGCCUAUAGAAAUAGAAAAAAAUGCCUCUCAACUUAAUAAGCGGAUGAAUGCUUCUCAAAUUCAUUUAGGAAAAAUUGAUGCAGAGGAGCAAUUAAGUGAUCAAAAACAAACUUGUCAGCCUGUACCAAAUCAUUCGGUUUCUGUUGCAUUUAUAGCUCCAAAUGUUGAAAACUCUGAACUCUGUAACUCAUUUAGAAAUAGAGAAGAAUUAACUAAUGCACCAUUUAUUGCAAGAGAAACUGCAAUAAAAGGAUUCCAAACUGCUAGUGGCAAGAUGGUUAAUGUCUGCAAAGCGUCUCUUGAUAAAGCCAAAGCUCUGUUUGCUGAGAAGGAUCUUUUGAAUGAAGCAAAACAUACUAUGAAAGAUAUUUCAAAAGAAUCUCUUCAUGCAAGUAAUAGCACUACACUGAUUCAGAAUGCUAUUAAAAGUGGAACAGUGAAACAACUGAAAGAUAACCAUAGUCAUGUGAAUUCUAAAAGUCAUAGUAGGUUCCAUGAUUUUUCUAAUCAAAGUGAGCAUAUAUUUGAUUUGGAUCUAGAUACUAAUAUAGAAAUGAAAGGUUUCCAAAUGGCUAGUGGUAAACAAGUCAGUGUAUCAAAGACAGCUUUAAAUAAGGGAAAAGCAUUAUUUCUUGAUGAUGUUUGCAAUAGAUUUACAAUUCAACAUAGUUUUAUGUCUCCUGAAACAUUUAAAAAUGCAUCUUCCAAGGGCAGUGCUUUAAAUGACAAUGUUUUGGAGGCUAAGCCUCCGCGCAGGUUAGACAAGAUGAAUCAAGUGAAUAGUCUUCUACCUAAACAGUAUUUAGCAUAUUGUGCUUCAAAUGAUAGCAGUAUAUCUGUAGGUGAAGCUGACUUGAAAUAUGCGGAAGAGAAAUAUGUGGAAAGUGAAUCUGGAGAAAGCAAAGUUUUAAUUCCAAGUACCACUGUUAAUAACCAAGUUAAUUUUACUGGUGAUACUGCGUUUGAGCUUCCUGAACAGUUUCUAAAAAGAGGAACAACUGCCUUCAGCACAGCAAGUGGUAAAUCUGUUCAAGUUGCAGAAGAAUCUUUAAAAAAAUGUAAGCAAAUCUUUGCUGAAGUUGCAGUCAGUGAGGAUGAGCUUAAAAUGUUCAGUGAUAAAGUUGUGAAGUCCAAUGGGAGCAGGCAUUCAGAUACCUCCUAUACAAAGGCAUCACUCGGUUUCAACACAGCAAGUGGGAAACCAGUUUUAGUUUCUGAUGUUGCUCUUCAGAAAGUUAAAUGUAUGUUAAAAGAAUUUGAAAUGAAUGAUAGUUCUCCAGGUAGCCCAAAGUGUGCAACAAGUCCACCUUUUGAUAAAGCUCAGCAAUUACAAUCAUCAGCUACUUCCUCGCUGUUUGCUGAUGCUACUGUAAACAAUGAACAUCAAGAUAAGGGAGCUGCAGAGUUAAUUCACAAAAUAUUGGAUGGCUGUCCAGAGAGGACUUCAAACAUGCAAAAUUCUGACCAAGUAGAAUUAAACAAAAAGAAAAUCGAUGAUCUUGAGGUUAACAGGCCUCCAAGAAAUUUGUCUACAUAUUUUUCAAAUACUUGUGUGCUUAUGUCAGGAUUUCAAACAGCUAAGGGUAAGGAAGUAAUGGUAGAAGAAAACAGUUUAACUAUGGCAAGAAUUCAGUUGGCUUCAAAUAAAAAUGAUAAAGUGAGUCAUUCUGCUGAGAAAUCUAAUACCCUUGCAGAAGGAGGAAUUAAUCCAGUUUGCAGCGCAAGUCAUGCUUCUACAUCAGUUCUGUGUGAAUUGAGAAGUAAUUAUGACGCUCAUCCCAAGAUACCAGAAGAAACUGUGAAGAGUUCCAAGGCACCAAUGGACCACAAUGAACAUUUAGAUUUUAUGUCAGGCAUGCCAUUCAGAGGCACCCAUGCUUUCACAGAUCAAAUCAUUGGACCUGAUUUAAGAACAGGGAAGAGAUCAAGAUUGGAGGAAAAAUUUACAAAAGAGGAACCUCUAUCAAAAAGACAACUGUUAUCUAAAUUUGACAACACUUUGCAGAGUGAUCACAGGUCUACUUUCAAACCCUUAAAAUGUAACCCUGAAGGAGCACUUUGUGAUCGAAGGAAAUUCAUGUACAAUAUUCCACUUAAGACUGUUAUUUCUUCUCCAUCAAAAGUCAAAAGUCUUUCGAACAAUAGUCAUCAAAUGAUUUCUCCUAACAUCACAAUCCCUAUCCAUGAAAAUUCAGUACAAGAUCAACAUCUUCAUUGUGAUGUUAAGUCAUCGAAAGGACAAAUUACAGUAUUUAAACCUCCAUUUCAUAGUCACUCUAGUGAUCACAGGCAGCUAUAUAAAUGCAGACAGAAUGCAUCAAAGUCAGAAAAAAAAUUUCUUCCUCCAUUUAAAUCUGGUCCAAAUGUGGAAAAGAUGACAGAUAUGGAGACUGUAAUUUCUCCAAUGGAAAAUGAAAGUGAAUCUAUUGCAAAAGCAAGUAACUACAGUGGAACUUUGCAAGAUGGUUGUCCAUUAAAUGAUUAUUUAACUUUAAGUGGAUAUCAUCAAGACCAACUCCAGUCAGUAAAUGGUACUUCAGAAGAACUUAAAGCCAACAAUGAAGGAUUUUCAAAGAUGGUUCAAAAUUGGCAUCAUGCUAGGAAUCUACAGGAAAUGCGGUUAAUGAAGAAAAAGAGGCAAACUACUCAUCCACUACCAGGGAGCUUGUACAGAUCUAAAACUUGCUCUUCAAAACUCUCUCUACGUGCAUCAGUUGAAGGAAAAGCUCCGUCUCAUUUUACAAAAGAAAAGUUGUACAGUUAUGGAGUCAACAGAAGUACUCUCCGUGUACAAGCAGAAAAUGCUGAAUCAUUCCAGAUCAACAGUCAAGAUUUUUUCUCUGAGGAAUUACUGAAUGCUAGCAAUGGUCUUUGGCUUGCAGAUGGUGGUUGUCUUAUUCCAGAUGACAAUGGAAUGGCAGGAAAAUUUGAAUUUUACAGAGCUCUUUUAGAUACUCCUGGUGUAGAUUCCAACCUGAUCAAUGAAGUUUGGGCCUAUAACCAUUAUAGGUGGUUAGUGUGGAAGCUUGCUGCUAUGGAGAUUGCUUUUCCCAAACAGUUUGGUGGCAGGUGCCUGACACCUGAAAGAAUACUUCUGCAACUUAAAUAUAGAUACGAUGUGGAGAUAGAUCAAAGUCGGCGAUCUGCCUUAAAAAUAAUCAUGGAGCGGGAUGACGUAUCAGCAAAAACAUUAGUGCUUUGCAUUUCUAAAAUAAUAUCACUGGGAUCAAGAUCAUCCCAAAACAGCCAAAAUUUUGAAGAUGAAGUUAAAGAUAAUACAACUCUAAUUGAGAAACAUGCCACAGGAUCAAAAAAGGAUAUGUCAUUUGCAAUUAUUGAAGUCACUGAUGGAUGGUAUGGAAUUAAGGCCCUUUUGGAUUCUCCGCUCACCAAUUUGUUACAAAAACGAAGACUUGUUAUUGGUCAAAAGAUUAUCGUGCAUGGAGCGGAAUUAAUAGGAUCACAGGAUCCUUGUUCACCUUUAGAAGCUCCAGAGUCCCUCAUGCUAAAGAUUUCAGCUAAUAGUACAAGACCUGCUCGAUGGUAUGCUAAGCUUGGAUUUCAUUGUGAUCCUCGACCUUUUCUGUUGCCACUAUCUUCUCUGUUUUGCGAAGGUGGAAUGGUUGGAUGUGUUGAUGUAAUUGUUCUAAGAAUUUACCCAGUACAGUGGAUGGAAAAAAGCAGCAAUGGGACAUAUGUCUUCCGGAAUGAACGGGCAGAAGAACGGGAAGCUCAGAUGCACUAUGAAAUUCAGGAAAGAAAGCUGGAGGUGUUGUAUACCAAAAUUGAAGCUGAGCUACAGGAUCAGGAUAGAGUUAACGAGAAGGAAAAGAGGGAACACAAAGUGCAGUUGUUAAGUGAGCAACAAAUCAUGAUGCUUCAGGAUGGGAAAGAGUUGUAUGAAGCAGUCCUGAAUUCUUCAGAUUCAUUAUCUGUUGAGGCUUGUUUUACUGAACAGCAGUUAAAAGCUCUGAAUAAUUACAGACAAUUGUUAAAAGAAAAACAACAGGUCUGGAUAGAGGCUCGAUUCAGAAAAGCAUUAGAGGAUGCUCAUGAUAACGAUAGCUGUGUAAAAAGGAAUGUCGUCCCAUUGUGGAAAUUAUGCAUUGUGGACUACAAAAGCCAUGAUAAUAAUGCUGUCUAUAUGUUAAAUAUCUGGCGCCCAAUUGCUGAAUUACGUUCCCUGCUAAAAGAGGGUAGAAGAUACCUGAUCUAUUAUCUAUCUGCUGCAUCAUGCAAGGGUCGGCAUAAUUAUGUUGAUCUGCAGUUGACUGCUACAAAGAAAACCAGGUACCAACAGCUGCAGGCAUCUUCCAGUGUGUUAAAUCAACUCUAUCAACCUAGGCAAGCAGUCGCAUAUAGUAUGUUGUGUGAUCAGUUCUUUAGAGCUGUCUGCAAAGAAGUGGACCUGGCAGGAUAUGUGAUCUACAUUUUGGGGAAAACAGAUGGACCUUCAACUGUGUAUUUGGCUGAUGAAAAUCAGGAUCUAGUAGCUAUAAAGUUUUGGACCAAUUUUAAACAGCUGGCUGUGGAAGACGUUAUCAAGCCAAGUGCCCUGGUUGUUGCAAGCAACUUGAAGUGGACAUCAGAGAGUUCCAUGGGUAUUCCUGUGCUGUUAGCUGGGGAUCUUUCCAACUUUUCUGCAAAUCCAAAGGAUGGACAUCUUCGAGAAAAAUACAUUCAACUAAAAAGUUCUGUCCAGAAUAUACAGAGUUUUGUCAAGGACACUGAAGAAAAGGUGAAGACUAUUCUUGGAAAAAUUGGUACUCCAAGGUCGAACAAAGACUCUGAUGACAUACUUACUCCGAACAAUAAAAAAUCCAGUAUCACUUCAAUCAGUGGCACCUUGCUUGUUUCACCAAGUGCUAAAAGAAAGCCACCCACACUAUCAACUACAGAAAAUGGAUCCAAAUCUACAAAGAUUACACCUGCUGAACCCCUCACAGAGCUGAAGAAAAGAAAAUUUAGUCUUUUGUCUCAAAUCCCUUCUCCUGUUCCAUUGCCUCACCUUCCCACUUGUGUCUCACCAUCUGUACAGAAAAAUUUUCGACCACCUCGGAGAUGUGUCACACCACAAGACUCUGAAGAAGCAAUUCAAAUGGGAAAUAGUAAACCUGUUCAUGUAUCAACUUUGAAAAAGACUGAAAUUUCCAAAAUAGCUGAGGAUAAUUGGGUUACAGAUGAGGAACUUGCAAUGAUAGAUACACAAGCACUUAUCAAAGGUUGGGGAAAUGGAGUCAGUGAAAAUGACAAAGAAAAACCUACAAGGACACAAAUCACCAGUUCAAAAGACAAUACUACUUUAUCCAAAAAUGUUAAGAACUAUCUUGGGACUCAGCUUACCAAAAUAUUUGAAGACAACUGGGUUACAGAUGAAGAACUUGCAAUGAUAAAUACACAGGCACUUUAUGAAGAGUGUUCUAAUGCCAGUGGUGUGAAGGACAGCAGAAAGUUUGAAAAGUCCCAUGUUGCCAAAUUAGCAGACCUUCCUUUGUUGCCACAAACUGCAACUGAUUUUAAUAACGAAUUAGGGAAUAAAGUUGCAAAAUUAGCUGAAGAUAAUUGGGUUCCAGAUGAAGAGCUUGCAAUGAUAAAUACCCAAGUUCUUUAUGAGCACUGGGCAAGUGAGAGUACUAAAAAAACAGAGAAAAAUAGAAAAUACACAAAUUGAGAGUCCUAAUGGUCAUGCCUUAAAACAAAAUCUUGAAUCUGAAUUUGAAACAGUUGGUGUUUCAGCAGAUAAAAGCUCACCUGUAGGAUCACAGUCCAAAAGAAGGUGUAAAGAUGAAGGUAGUACAAUAUCCAAGUAAGGUUAUCAGCCAGUUAAAGAAAGAUGCCACACCAUCAAGAACAACAGUAACAUUGAGGUAUAGAAAGGAGAUAAUUUAUUUGACAAGUAGGAUUAUUAUACAAAACUUUAAGUGAAAAUUGUAUCUUUUAUGCUGCACCCUGAUAUGUGUAUUACUUGGAGGUGAUUAUUUGGGUGUCAAUUUGAUUGUUGCUGUUUAUAAUUAAUAUGUUUAGAUAUUUUGUAAAUGUGGUUAGUGUAAGAAUGUAUCAACCUUAAAUAAACUCUUGUAUUUUAUAUGCUGCAGUUUUGUAAUUAAGCAUUCUUCAAUUGAGUUAAACAGAUGUUGAACUCAAGUGUGUUAGCUAUAGACCAUUACUGAUCCAAGUAAUAUUGCUACUUCCUACUAGUUGUAUUUUAAAGUAAGGGUGGACCUUAUCCAAGUUCCUCAUGUAGCUAUAGAAUGCCUACUACUGAUGGUAGAUACUAAUUAUGUAUCCAUUCCAAUCAUAAUUAAAGUAAAUUCAGACCCCAUAAGAUAUAGCAGCAGAAGUAAGGCAAUUUAGCCCAUUGAGUCUGCUCCGCGAUUCAGUCAUGGGCUGAUCAAAUUCUUCCAGUCAUCUCCGCUCCCCUGCCUUCUCCCCAUGCCCUUUAAUGCCCUGGCUAAUCAAGAACCUAUCUAUCUCUGCCUUAAAUACACCCAUUGACUUGGCCUCCACAGCCGCUCCUGGCAACAAAUUGCACAGAAUUAUCACCCUCUGACCCCGCAUAAUGUUGAUUCAUUUUUUAUGGAAAUUUUUUUAAUGACAGUUCAUUCGAAACAACACAAAACUUCUCAAGCAGCUGCCAUUACAGUAAACAUUCAAUUACCCAAUGAGAGUGCUUUGCAUGCACUCUGAGCCACCCAGCCAAUCACAUACUGUAUUAGUUCACACACUGCCACCUCUGCGUGUGUAAACAUUCUUGCUCCCUCACCAAUAUGUACCAUUUUUUUCACCAUAAUGUCUGGAAAAUGGCCUGCAACUAUCAGUGAGGGUAAUACCUCUAAGAGGUCUAGGAAAGACAUCAGCAUGAAUGUGAAACUGCAAGUGAUGCAGCAUUUGGAAGCUGGUGAGCAUCAGUUUGAUGUUGGUGCCUCUUUGAAAUUGGCUACAUUGACGAUCAGAACAAUUAUAAAGAAUGCAGAUGAGAUAAA
Hypanus sabinus (Atlantic stingray) is the source of this 11094-nucleotide messenger RNA. RefSeq names its product BRCA2 DNA repair associated (gene brca2). Gene Ontology annotation, cellular component: nucleus. The record is from RefSeq and is a predicted model, not a curated record. The transcript is spliced from 27 exons. NCBI's taxonomy places the organism in Eukaryota, Metazoa, Chordata, Chondrichthyes, Myliobatiformes, Dasyatidae. The coding region runs from base 15 to 9782 and encodes 3255 amino acids. Gene Ontology annotation, biological process: double-strand break repair via homologous recombination; regulation of DNA-templated transcription.